Molecule: messenger RNA, 3175 nt
Organism: Anopheles nili
Lineage: Eukaryota; Metazoa; Arthropoda; Insecta; Diptera; Culicidae
Exons: 1
Coding region: 1-2754 (917 amino acids)
Cellular component (GO): MSL complex
Source: RefSeq, a predicted model, not a curated record
AUGGGUGCCAGCUCCGCCAGUGCCAUCAACAUGAUGGACACGAUGGACGAUCACGUCUACUGUAACUCGACCACGGUUACGGUGGCCACCCCCGUCACCGUGACUUCGCCGAGUGCAGUAACGACGUCUAUGACUACGACGACGGUGGCAUCGUCCCUAGGCGUACCGAAGCCGGCCGUAAUGGCUCAACAACCAUGCCCUCAUGAUGAUGGCAGCGAGAACCACUAUCAACAAUCGUCACCCUCGCAGUACUCGCCGUCACCGUCUUCACCCGUUCCAUCGAUACCGGCGUCUCCCAGACCAUCCUCCCCAGUACCAACCGCGUUGGUACCGGUAUCAUCGGUACGUUCUUCCCCGUUGCCUUCGAUGGAAGACGAACCGGUCCUGAUAGAAGAUGACGAUGCGGAGCCCGACGCAGAGCUUGAGGAUAACGAACAGGAGGAAUACGAUGAGGCCGAGAAUGAACCUGAGGAGGAUUUCGAAAACGAUUUCGAAUACGAAGAAGAUGAGAAUGAGAACGAGGAUGCGUAUGACCACGGGAGUAACAAUGGCGAAAGGGACGAAGAAAUUCUUAACAUUCCCUCGGAUAGCGGAGUUCUAACGGACGAUCAGCAAGGAGAUGAACACGGUGACGCCAGCAGUUCCAGCCAGCUAGAAUUGAUGGCCGACAAGCGGGAGGCCAAACAGCUGCAGUCGAUACUGCUGCUGCACCUUGACCUGAUCCAGGAGCAAGGCGACCAGAUAUUGAGCAAGGACAAGAUGAUCAACCGGUUAAAGGACGAAAAUGAUAUGUUAAAACAUCAGCUUGACGUCGCCAAUCGGAAUGUUUCGAUGAUGAUUCUGCAACUACGACAAAGCGGGAUCCCGUUGCCACUAGAAGUACAGCAGCUAUUGCCGCAGCGACCGAAACAGGAAGGCACCGUGUCACCGCUAACGAUCCGAAGGCAAAUGGAGAAUGGACGAUUGAAAUCGAUCAUCUUAAAAAACUCCGCAUCGCCUCCUUUUGUUUCGUCCACCAUCGCGGAUGGGCCCAUAUUCGGGCCCUGUCUGCCGAUCCGCAACUCGGAGGUGAGCAGUACUGUUUCGCCAAUCAAGGAGGAACUGACGGAUGAAAUUGUACUGCAACCAGAGGCAGUACAAUCACCUUAUUACGAUGCUGGGGAUGACGAUGAGGAUGAAGACGCAAAAACGGAAAAUAACGAAGUUGACGGAGAAAUUUUUCUCAACUAUUCCAAAUCCGACGAUGACGAAUCUCUUUCGGCCGGUACGAACUAUGAUUACCAGGAAAAUGAAGAAGAUGCCCAGGACGAAUUGUAUAAAGAUGAGCAACAGCAGGACCAACAACUUCAGCAGCAGCAACAGCUCCUUUUACUCCAACAACAACCGCAUGCGGUAUACCAAAAUUACGAUGGUUUGCAGCACGAAACGAUGGAAGAAGCCGACUACGAAUCAAACGGAGUGGGUGAGGAAGACAGCCCGAUGCCAUACGCUAGUGAUGAUCAAUGCGCGUACGAUGGCGCACCCAUGAUGCUCGACGUGAAUGCCGUCGAAGUUGCCAUGGAAACCAACUCACCCAUUUCCCAGGAGUCUCAAGAAUCGCAAGAUUCACAAAUAUCGCAGGAGUCGCAAGAUUCGCAACAAUCGCCGCAGCAUGCAGCGGUGGGACCCGGCAUGGCAGUGAACGUUCCGUUUGUAGAGAGCACGGUGGGUAGCGAAGGCGACGAACAAGCGGAGGAUGAUGAUUGCAAGGAAAGCGAAGAUGAUGUCGGCAUGGCACAGGCUGCUCAGUCAACGAAGGUAACCAAGGGCAACGGUCGGAAUACCAUGGGAACGGCAUUCGGAUGCAGCGCGUCGGGGGAGGGCAGAGUGAACGAAAGGGAAAAUCGUGAUGGCAGUGGUAGUGGCCCACGCCAGUUUAACCCCACGGUACACUGUCCAUCAGGGAACUCGUCCGAUGGUAGCAUGGCACCCAAACGCAGCAACAAACACACCCCUGCGUACAUGGUCACACAGAAGCAGUACGUUAGUUGUAGCUGGAAGGAUGACGCUAUAACGGCCGAGCUGGAAAAACUGCUCUCAAAUGAGGCGGCCGAGCUAGAGAUUCCCUCGUGGACCGUUGUCGAAGAACAAGACGACGAGGAAGAUCUAUCGACGGGCGGACGAGAUCGACAAGGGUCGGGCUCGUUCGCCGAUGACGAGUCCGUGUCGGCGAGCGAGCCCUCGCGCGAAAACAUCAGCGACGAAGCGUACAUGAAGCGCCACACAAAGCUAGAAAUCGACGAGCGGCGUCGUAAGAAGUGGGACGUGCAGCGGAUACGGGAACAAAAGAACAUCGAGCGGCUUAAGAAGCGCCAGCUGAAGGACCAACCAUCCGAGCAGGAGGCACAAAAAGCGAUCACCUCACUGUACCCGACGGUCGAGACGCUCAAGUACAUCCAGGUCACGGAUGACAUGCCGGUGCAGGCCUUUGGGGAGCUCAUACCGAUGCUCCCGUCGACCGGUGGGUUCUCGCUACCUUGGCACCAGCUGAAACCGGGCCCUUCCUUCGCCAAUCCUGCAUCCUCCUCCAGUGGCCUGCUGCAUCAUCACGUGCCGCCUUUACCGGGUCCUUCUGGGAGCGGCAGCACUGGCAUAGGCGUUUCCGCGGUUGGCGGUAUGCUGCACGAGAUGAAAACCAAAUUCCUGCACCGACUGGCCCCGAGCAUGCAGGCGCAAAAGCAACGAUUCACCAAGCGAAUCAAGAAGGACCUUUAAAUCGGUGGACGGGUACACCACCGAUGCAGGCUAAACAGUGUGAUGUCAUCUUUUUUUUUAUUAAUCGCUACAUAGUUUUAUAAUACAAACAAUUUUUAUCUCUUACCGUAAGGACAUCGUGGCGCGAGCUCCAUGUGAGAUCGCCAUCAACCAGAGUACAUUUAUCCGAGUUUCCAUCACUGCACUAAGGCCCCAAAGGAAAUGUAGUUUUCCUUUUGUUGUAUCUUUUUAAUUUGAGUUAAAAAAUUUGGGGCCACAUCCCCUUCCCCUUCCUCUCCCAGCUGCGUCUGUUGUAUAUGUAUGUGCUUUUCGUCGCUGUUACGUGUGUCACGUAGAUUGAGGAAAUGUUACGUGUAUGGAUGGAAACUUUUCUGUACUAACAAGAAGGGAUGGGCUUGAUGGAAUGGAAGGCAGAUUGUGU